GCCUUCUUGAGGCCCUUGAAGUUUUAGAGACCGACGACGGACUUUGGGAUUUUCAAGAUCCUAAGCAACAGAGUUUAGCUGGUUAGACGUCAUUUUUCGUGAGACGACUAGUUGGAUAAUAUCGCACUCUUCCUAGAGAUGAAGCCCAGCUUCAAUGGCGUACCUGGGAGCCCCUUCUCUACCAAAGACCCCCUCCCCCCAGUUCUCUACAAUCCCUGGGUUAUACCCUUUCAAAACUCAUCGAGCCAGGAAAACACCUUUUCACCAAAGGAUGAAGAGACAGCUAAUUCUACGGAAUCUCUGAUUGCUGGCCAGGAAGCGAGUGGUGGAGAUGACGCUAAGGCGUCACCGGUGCUAGAAAGUCAACCUUUCUUUACCAAGUACACGUUUUCUCCAGACUCAAGCCCGCUGGUGACGCGCAGGUACCUAGAGAUGAGUCAGGCUUCUAAUGAAUUCAAGAUUCCACGGUAUAAGUUCAUCACUGAGGAUCAAGCUAAGAGAUGUAAAGACAAGACGGCAAGAGAAACCUAUGCUCAAAGUCAAAGAAGCGAUGAACUAAGUGGGCCUAUUAAAGACCAAAAGAAGAAAAUCAAGGACGCUGAGUUACCACUGAACUCCUUUACAGGAUUUCAAUGUGAUCCAAGACUCACAACUACUUCCUGUGUGGAUGUCGCUCAUGCUCAGAGAUUCAACCCGUUUAAUAUGUGGCAGCCAGACCUUUACGAUGGUCGCCAAGGCUUGAAGCCCGGGGCCUCGUACUCUCCGGACGCUUACGUCUCUUCAGACACAACAAGCCAAGACACCAACGAGAAGGCACCCAUGCACUACGGGCAUGCGAACGCGAACGGUUCAACAGAAACCUACGUCAUUCAAAAACCAACAACAAGUGUAACGGCACCUUACCCAUCCGGGGCCAUGGGGAUGCAACGGCAAAUACCAUUUCUACCGUACCCGCUAUACAAUGGAGUCCUUGAUCCUUACACAGCGGCCGUACAUGGAGUCAUCCCAACCCUCCCAAAUCAUCCAUUGGGGCCUAAUCCAUAUUACUGGAUGAGAGACUCUAAUCCAGCACAGAUCGCCUCAAUGCACCCUACUGCCAUCCGCCCUAAGCCAAUGCUGGAUGUACAUUCCUACUCCAGUCAAGGGUGUGGUUACAUGUGGGCGUACCCCAGCGUCACGGCCAUGUUCCGGGCGGCCAAACUCAUCCCCUUUUCUAAUGGAGAGGAGUACGAGAUAUGUAACCCGCCCACGGAGUAUAAGAGAUACGACAGUUUGAGUACUGAGGUGCACAUGGGAUCAUCAUUCGACCACAAGCAGAGGUAUCAUCCUCUUACCCACCCGGCCGACCCUCAAUACUAUACCGCGGAGCAUACCUUGGCUAACGGCUUUACGCCAAUAACCAAUGGUCAGAUGGAAAACGGAGGAUACAGCUCUGAAGUGGGCGAGGCAGUGGUUGACGGUAGAAUACUGGGCGAUGGUCUUCCGAUUCAGACUGUCGACGUGGAUGAAAUUGUAGAUGUUGUGGGAAGUUCACGUGCACCUUCUGAGACCAUGGAAAGUGCACCGCCUGUAAAGCCUUCGUCUGUGCAUUCAGAAUCAAACCGAGAGAAUAUCUGCGGUGUAUGCGGUAAGAAGUAUGCGCGCGCAUUCACACUCAAAACCCACCAAAGAGUACAUACUGGAGAAAAGCCAUUCAAGUGUCCUAUAUGCGGGCGGCCUUUUGCACAGUCAAGCGGUCUGGAGUCACACAAACGCGUCCACACUGGACAGAAGCCUUACAAGUGCGAGGUAUGCGAACGCGGUUUCUCUCAUUCUUCAGCGGUAAAGAACCACAUGCGCACGCACACAGGAGAGAAGCCCUUUCAGUGCCCCAUUUGCAACAAGAAAUUCGCUGAUCAAUCAACGGUCAAAAAGCACGAGCGUACACACACCGGCAUCAAGCCGUUCACGUGCCCCGAGUGCGGGCUCAAGUUCACGCAGAUCGGUAACAUGAACAAGCACUUGAGGAAAAAGCAUGAGGCCAAGGAUGCCCUCAAAGAAAAAUAAACACUAAAACACAUAGGAACUCUCGUUGACGUUUUUAGCUGUUGCGUUUGUAAAGCGUCUUUAAAUUCGGGAUUUUCUUUUAAUUACCCGGAGGGCAAGGUAAUAUUUUACACGCAGUUGUAUUUUGCAAGCACAUUUCUUUGGUGUAAAUAGUUGUAAACAAAAAAGAUUAAAGAUUGAGUUUUUAAAAAUGCA
Messenger RNA from Nematostella vectensis (starlet sea anemone), 2241 nucleotides. Its product is annotated as early growth response protein 1. Gene Ontology annotation, biological process: regulation of transcription by RNA polymerase II. The transcript is spliced from 2 exons. Gene Ontology annotation, molecular function: RNA polymerase II cis-regulatory region sequence-specific DNA binding; DNA-binding transcription factor activity. The record is from RefSeq and is a predicted model, not a curated record. Bases 139 to 2046 code for a protein of 635 amino acids. Lineage: Eukaryota; Metazoa; Cnidaria; Anthozoa; Actiniaria; Edwardsiidae.